AUGUUGCGAGCCACAAGGCCAUGCCUGUUUCUUUUAGCAAGCCAAUUCCGUUGUUUUGGAACUUCAAUGGCAGCUGGCGCGAGAAAGAAUCCUGGUCGUAUUUACUAUUCUCCGUUGCAAGCUGUUACGUGUGUGAGAAACAGCGCAAAGGCAAAGUUUGACGAGACUCUUGAAGUGGUGGCGAGUCUCAAUGUUGAUCCCACAAAGACAAACCAAAUUGUAAGAGGAACCGUGAUGCUGCCUCACGGCAACGGCAAGCAUCCUCGAAUUGCUGUGUUUGCGGAUGGCAAAUACGCGGAGGAUGCAAAGCAAGCCGGUGCGGACAUCGUGGGUCUGGACGAUUUAAUCAGCGAUAUCAAGCAGGGUAAAAUCGACUUCGACGUGGCCAUCACCGCGCCUCGUUACAUGCCGAAACUCGCCCCGGUCGCUCGCAUUCUCGGACCGAAAAAGCUCAUGCCUUCUAGCAAGAACGGCACCGCCUCCUCCGACAUCCCAACCGCCAUCCGUGACGCUCUGCGCGGGAAGCGCGAAAUCAAGCCGGACAAGUCCGCAGCGAUCCGCAUGGGAUUGGGCAAGCUCUCCUUCACCGACGAGCAGCUGCUGGACAAUCUUCGCGAGUUCGUCAUUCAGUUAAGCGCGAUCAAGCCGCCAACCGCGAAGAACUUCAUCCAGGCGGUUUGUCUGAGCUCCACGAUGGGACCGGCGUUCUUCUUAGAUCUUCGAUUUGUAACGCCCGGGCGUUACUUUUUUAAUGAGGAGCUGGCGGAGCAGGGAGUGGAGAUCCCGAUGAAGGAGGUGCGAAUGUCGAGUCGAAAGAGGAAGGCGGAGAGAGAGAAGGCGAAUGCAAGUGCGAGUGCGAAUGCAAGUGCGAAGGAAAUGGAAAGCGAAAAAGAGAAGGAGAUGAAGUAA
Messenger RNA from Blastocystis hominis, 909 nucleotides. RefSeq names its product Ribosomal protein L1. Gene Ontology annotation, molecular function: structural constituent of ribosome; RNA binding. Gene Ontology annotation, cellular component: large ribosomal subunit. The transcript has 7 exons. Gene Ontology annotation, biological process: translation. Lineage: Eukaryota; Bigyra; Opalinata; Blastocystidae. The coding region runs from base 1 to 909 and encodes 302 amino acids. The record is from RefSeq and is a predicted model, not a curated record.